This is a messenger RNA of Lolium rigidum, 661 nucleotides long. Its product is annotated as ycf20-like protein. The transcript is spliced from 2 exons. The record is from RefSeq and is a predicted model, not a curated record. NCBI's taxonomy places the organism in Eukaryota, Viridiplantae, Streptophyta, Magnoliopsida, Poales, Poaceae. The coding region runs from base 1 to 660 and encodes 219 amino acids.
AUGCUUGGCCAGCGUGCAUGUCAGCUCUGCGUCCGUGCAGGGGAGCCGUCGAUUGGUCGCCGCCGGGCAGCUCGGGAUUCUCGAGGUCGAGGAAGCUUUUUCCCUUCUGCUGCGUCACCCUGCGUUGCGAGCGGGGCAGCCACGCAGGGGAGCUUCUGCUUGCUGCGUGCGUCUCCGUCGUUCUGCACAAGCUCCAGCUCCAGGGGGGUGCGAUGGGCCAUCAGGACUAUGUCGGAUGACAACACCGAUAAUUCAGGCAAUAGCACUCGCCUGUUUAGUGCUGUUCUAUCUUUCUUGAAGAAGUUGACUGACAAGCUGAAGAAACUAAGAAGAGGGUUUCCUGUGAAGAUCUUGUUCUUCCUGAUAGGAUUUUACUGCGCCACGGCAUUUGCUACUGUCAUUGGCCAAACGGGCGACUGGGACAUAUUAUCUGCUGGCCUUGCCGUAGCCAUCGUCGAGGUUAUUGGUGCUCUAAUGUACAGGGCUUCGUUUGCGUUUCUCGGCGGGAUGAAGAACAUGAUUGCGAUAUUCAAUUACUGGAAAGCCGGGCUCACACUCGGACUGUUCUUGGAUUCGUUCAAAUAUGAAGUGGAUGAAUUCCUUGAAUCAUGUAAUCCGUUCCACUUUGAGGUUGAUAAUAUAUUUACUGGGAUUUGGUAAA